CACCCACUUUCUCUUCCCGGUAAGUCUCCCCCGCGUCGCCUCCCAGUGAAGCGCCGCCGCACAGAGACCGGCCAGCCAGCGCACGGUUUCAUUGACACAUUGCGUGCCCCCUCGCCCCGUUCAUGUCAGAGUCUCUCCGCGUUCGGACUCGCUAACACCGAUAUAGCAGACUCCCGGAUGCUUAUGACCCGCAGGAUAUGAGGGUCUAAGCCGCGUACUCCCACUGCGCUCCCACCUCCUAUGGACAUUCCGAGCAUCACCUCAGAGACCAUGGCCUCGCUCGUGCGACUCAUAGACACCCUCGCAAGGGUAAACGACGAUGUUUCAGCUUUAAGCUUGCCUACGCUCACACAGCUCGACUCCUUGCGAGGCCUUUUGCGUCGCGCAGAGAAGGAGGUCGGCGCGUCGAAGAACGCCUACCUCCCAGUAGUCUGCCUGCCCCCCGAGAUCCUCCAGUACAUCUUCCGCCUCGCCUCCAUCCAGGACAAGGAUGCCGCCCACCCGCAUGCCGGCAACGCGACCGCGACGGGCGACAUCUGGAGCGUCGUAGAACCUGUCCCCGCGAAGGUGGCCACCAUCGUCAAAGUGUGCCGUCGCUGGCGUUCUGUCGCCUUCGCAGACUUGGCCCUCUGGAGCCUGAUCACUGACCGGCGAGACCGCCGCCCGCUCGCGGUCUCACGCCAGUCCAGCAGCACGCCCCUGGAGCUCCGGCUCCUCGCCUCGCCCUCGCCCGCGCUUCGCGGUCUCCUCCAGUCCGACGGUCACCGCGUCAAGUCGAUCGAGUGGGACAAGGCCAACGCGCGCACAAGCGACCUCGACAUCCUCGCGUCGCCCGCGUGUCAAUGUCGCCUCGAGAAGCUGGUGCUCGGCAUGAACCGCCACCUGCCCGCGCUCGACACGGACUGCCUCACGGCGCGCUUCGCGACGCAGGCGCAGUCCUUGCGGCAGCUCACCCUCCGCGACUGCAGCGUCCUGCCCGAGAACGAGUUCCCCGCGCUGACAAGCCUCCACCUCGACGGCUGCCCCGGGCCGGACGCGUGCCACGGCGUCAUGGGCAUGCUCGCGCGCGCGCCCCGCCUCACCGACCUCGUCCUCAGCCGCCUCCGCAUGUCCGGCGCGCCCCCGCGCGUCGCGCUGCCGUGCCUCCGCAGGCUCGUCUGCGCCGACAUGGCGAGUGCCGACGUCGCGCGCUUCCUCGCGCACGUGGACCUGCCCGACGACGCCUCCAUCCGGCUGCACGCGAGCCCCGCCGCGGCGCCCGACGGCACCGCCGCGCUCUUCGCCGCGCUCGCGCGCACGCCCGCGCUGCGCGACGCGACGGAGAUGCUCGUCUCCGGCGCGCGCGACAUCCUCGUCGCGGGCCCGCGCGCAGCCGUGUGCUUCGUGCAGCCGCCCCGCGGCGCGCGGCGCACGGCCCCCGCGUGGGACGCGCACGCCGUCCUGCGGCACGUCCUCGCCGCGACGCACGUGCGCACGCUAUGGCUCCUCGGCGAGGGCGUCGGCGGCACGGGCGUCCCCGCGCUCCCCGCGUCGCUCGACACCGUCGUCGUGCACGACGUCGGGCUCGCCGUCGCCCUCGGCGCGCUCGCGCGGGGCGCGCCGCCCGCGCGCCCGCGCACCGUGCACGUCCUGAUGACGCGCUUCAUGGCCGCGGGCGUCGUCCUGUCCAAGCUCGCGCAGCACGCGGAUGUCGCGCACGUCGUCGUGGGGUACCUGCCCUCGUACAAGGGGGAUAGGGCGCGCCCGGCCGGGUUCGACGGCAGGUUUGCGUCGCUGCGGUUCGAGGCGCUUGCGGCGGAGCCGAGGGUGGCCCUCCCGGAGGUGUGCUCCGCGCGCGCGCACUGUCUGUGGCCCGUGUGGGUCGAGUGAUCGGGCUCGCCGAGGCGGUGCGCGAUUAUAAGCGUGGUGAGGCGGUGUUGGACUUUAUAGAGUCUGUGGUAUGUGGUAUGGACGCUUUUUCUUUCCCUUCCCCUCCCUUCCGGCAAUGAUUCGAUGCUCGCAUCGGCAGUUACGUCCUUACGCUAUGCUUUCCCGCUCGUUGUUGUGGUACAGUACGUUUUCCGGGUUUUCGCUCGCUUGUAAGUUGUCGGCGCCCCUUAGUUGGUAUGCAUAUCCGUACAUAGAGAUCGACCAGUGUUCCUAGGCCCCCCCCCUCGUAUCGUUCGUUGCUUAAUUCUGUAGAUGUCGCUCGUUGCACAUGGGUUCAGAACCGUUAUUCUGGCUUUUCCUUAUGGGAUUGGGUGUGGGCGUGUCGCCCCCC
Molecule: messenger RNA, 2260 nt
Organism: Fomitopsis serialis
Lineage: Eukaryota; Fungi; Basidiomycota; Agaricomycetes; Polyporales; Fomitopsidaceae
Exons: 3
Coding region: 241-1869 (542 amino acids)
Molecular function (GO): protein binding
Source: RefSeq, a predicted model, not a curated record